This is a messenger RNA of Adineta steineri, 384 nucleotides long. The record is from the annotation of a GenBank genome assembly. Lineage: Eukaryota; Metazoa; Rotifera; Eurotatoria; Adinetida; Adinetidae.
AUGAGUGAUAUGGAAAAAAUUGUUGAACAAUUACGAACUGAAGCUAAUAUUAAACGAAUUAAAGUAUCGGUAGCAUGCAAAGAUUUAAUUCAAUACUGUCUAAAACAUGAACAUAAAGAUGUACUUAUACAUGGCUUCGACAAAAGUCCAAAUCCAUUUUUUUUUAGAAAAGGCUCUAUAAAGAACAUCUCGAUUAUGAGUAAUAUGGAAAAAAUUGUUCGACAAUUACGAACUGAAGCUGAUAUUAAUCGAAUUAAAGUAUCGGUAGCAUGCAAAGACUUAAUUCAAUACUGUCAAAAUCACGAACAUAAAGAUGUACUUGUACACGGCUUCGGUAAAAAUCCAAAUCCACAUGCUGCACAAAAACCAUGUGUACUUAUAUAA